Protopolystoma xenopodis is the source of this 312-nucleotide messenger RNA. Lineage: Eukaryota; Metazoa; Platyhelminthes; Monogenea; Polystomatidea; Polystomatidae. The record is from the annotation of a GenBank genome assembly.
AUGGGAAAUCGGCCGGCUAGUAACACACGUCGGAGUACAUGUACUAUUGGCCGACAAGUGCCUCGGAAUGAAAUGGGUCAGCAGGAAGUCAACAACUUAACUGAGUGCCGUUUACCUCGGGUUGCCAAGGUACAACCCUCAGAGGUUGUGUUCGUCCGUUUCUCACACCUUUUGUGUUGGACAGGCCCAUCUGCCGGACUAUUUGCUGCGGCCCCAAAGGUACUGACGACAGACCAUCCAAACUCCCUCCCUCUUUCUCUCUCUCUCGCUCUCUCUCUCUAUCACUCCAUCUCUCUAUCUAUCUCUCUCUAA